Messenger RNA from Carlito syrichta (Philippine tarsier), 524 nucleotides. It is a transcript of the gene TIMM8B, whose product is annotated as translocase of inner mitochondrial membrane 8 homolog B. The record is from RefSeq and is a predicted model, not a curated record. Bases 40 to 291 code for a protein of 83 amino acids. NCBI's taxonomy places the organism in Eukaryota, Metazoa, Chordata, Mammalia, Primates, Tarsiidae. The transcript has 2 exons.
GACGCGCUGGUCGGAAGACUCCCAAACCUUGCGCGGACAAUGGCGGGGCUGGGAGAAGCGGAUGAAGCUGAGUUGCAGCGCCUGGUGGCGGCCGAACAGCAGAAGGCGCAGUUCACAGCACAGGUGCAUCACUUCAUGGAGCUAUGCUGGGAUAAAUGUGUGGAGAAGCCAGGGAAUCGCCUAGACUCUCGUACUGAAAAUUGUCUCUCUAGCUGUGUGGACCGCUUCAUUGACACUACCCUUACCAUCACCAGUCGGUUUGCCCAGAUUGUACAGAAAGGAGGGCAGUAGGCCAUCUUCUGGGAGAAUGAUGGAAGCAAAGGACUCGUUACUAAGCAGACUGAAGGGCCAUUGGGGGAAGAUUGUCAGCCCAUUGUCAAGUUAGCAUCAGGCUGUUAACACAUUUGUCAGUGCCAAAAAAUAACAGAUCAGAUGUUGAAAAAGUGAAAUUAUUUAUUUGGAAUUCAUAAAUUCCAGGUUGUAUCACAUGUUAUUCAAUAAAUGUGAAUUCUUCAUCUCUUUUU